Molecule: messenger RNA, 1765 nt
Organism: Poeciliopsis prolifica (blackstripe livebearer)
Lineage: Eukaryota; Metazoa; Chordata; Actinopteri; Cyprinodontiformes; Poeciliidae
Exons: 8
Coding region: 83-988 (301 amino acids)
Source: RefSeq, a predicted model, not a curated record
ACUUCGUAACUGCACUGUGCUUUACGUAAAUCCCUUCCUUUCUGUUUUUAUUGCGGUCAUAAUCAGAGUAUUUGCUGCUAGAAUGGCUCUCACAUGCGAGGAAUCACAACCAGAAAGUGGGAAAGGCCUACACACCCAGGAAAGUGGUGAUGCAGGUUUCUCAGCUAACAUGAAGCAUGUCUUCAGUGACAACGAUGACGUCAUCUUUGCUGGAUGUGGAUUGCCCAAUGCAAAUAAAAAUAGCUCUGUGAGACCCAUGUUCAUAGAGGCAGAGAUCUCUGAGCUGACAAAAAAGGAAAUGCCGGUGAUGUUUGAGCCCAACAACCUUGUGUCUACGGGGAAAGAAUUGGGUGAAGCAAGAAAGAGGAAGCAGUCAAGCCGUGACUUGAAAGAACAACAAUUUCAAGAAAAGAUGGACGGAGAACUGAAAGAAGUGUUUCUUCCAUGGCGCCCACGACAGAAGGCUCAGAAAAAACUUCAAAAGAGUCAUCCAAGGGUUCUAGGAAGAAGAAUUAAUAAUUGCCAGAACUCAAAAUUAAAGUGGAAAACCUUGAUUGUGUGCUGUUCCAUGAUGACAAUGCAAUUAGUUUUCUGUGACACAUCGACUGUUGGACCUACAGGCACUUGCUUCACCUGCAUGGAUAAGGCCAGAUGUCCAAACCUGAUAACAAUAUAUGCGAAAAAUGAUCGUUUGGUCUAUGACAGACCCACUGAAGAAGAAAUCCCAAAGUGUUCUGAAGCCCCUCCCAUCACAAAGAACUGUUUUGUGUGCUGGUCUCAAUCAGACGUGAACAUCCACUGUCCCAACAACAUCACAACAUUUGAGGCUGAGGAUUGCAAUGGCUCAAGAAUCACAAACAUCAUCAAAGGGUGUGAAAAGCAGCUAAAGCCUUACCCUGCACCUACUGGACCAGCUAACAAAGCGAGUCACACUCAUUUCCUUACUGGACUCAUAUGUAGUGUUGUUGCUGUUGUGAUGCUACUCUGAAUCGUGGUGAUCUACGUUGUGAGUGUGCCUGGUUGUGAAAACAGUACUUUCUAUUAGAUGGUUAUAAUUUGUGCUUCAAUGUCAUUUUCAUUUUCAGAUCUGGAAGAAUCAAGAUGGCUGUUUAAAUUUUUCAUAGAGUUGUAUUUUUAAAUACUUCUUUACAUUUCUGUUAAGUUUCUGAUAUCUAUUGUGUGACUUUUUCUUUUUUUUAAUUAUAUAAUAAACUUAAAAAUUGAAAGUCAGUUCUGCUAUUUCUAACCUCUAACUUUUUACAGUUACACAUUUCUAUAUUUGUUAUAGGACAUAUGAUGAAAGCAAUUAAGAAAAUCCAGGUAGAAAAUCAUCACAACUGCUCCUACAGCCACUGUUAUUCACUUGGUUCUCUUUUUGUUGCUUGCUAUUUUCCACUUGUGUUUUUACUUUAAGUCCUUUUCUUUAUAGUUAACCAUACCUUUUAUCACUGUUGUGACAGGCUAAUCAAUCAAUUGUUAAGUCAACACAAAAUCCUUCAGGCUGAUUAAUUUUUAAAUGCAUGCUAGUCUUAUUGACAUAUUAUAUUUAAAGCUAUUGUGGUUUUAGUAAGUCAGAAAUAUAGUUACAUUGCCCACUUUGUUGAGUCAUUGAUUAAGCAAUGACUCAACAAGUCAUUGCUUAAAGAAAAGGGAAAGAAAAGGGGAAAAAAAAAACCUUGGUAUUUUAUUCUAUGUUGCAUGCCUUUGUGUUUUGUGUUUAUGAUGUAAAGCACUUUGAAAUGCCUUGUAGCUGAAAUGUGCUAUA